This is a messenger RNA of Scomber japonicus (chub mackerel), 606 nucleotides long. Its product is annotated as AP-3 complex subunit beta-1-like. NCBI's taxonomy places the organism in Eukaryota, Metazoa, Chordata, Actinopteri, Scombriformes, Scombridae. The annotation marks the transcript as partial. The record is from RefSeq and is a predicted model, not a curated record. The transcript is spliced from 5 exons.
GUGCAAGUGAAGCCCAAGAAUGAAGUCUCUCUACUGGAUCUAGAUGACUUUUCUCCAGCAAACUCAAACACGCCAAAAUCCUCGGUCCUCUCUUCGAGCCUGAUGUCCGACCUCGAAGGCCUCUCUCUCUCCAACGUCUCCUCCGCCAUGCAGGUCACCGCUCCGUCUUUCGGCCCCGUGAAAACCUACGAGCUGCUUCACCACAUGACAGGAAAAGGUCUGUCAGCGAAGUAUCAUUUCCCCAGGCAGCCGUGUCUGUACCAGCCCAGCAUGGUGGCCGUGCAGGUUAUACUGACCAACAGCUCAGACCACAGCCUGGAGGAGAUCCAUAUAGGAGACCGGAGCCCAGCGAGCCUCAACAUCCACUGCUUUAACACUAUCGAGCGGUUGGAGCCAGAGGCCUCGGUGACGGUUUCCAUGGGUAUUGACUUCAGCGACUCGACACAAGCAGCUAACUUCCAGUUGUGCACCAAGGAGGACCAGUUCAGUGUGUCCAUCCAGCCAGCUGUGGGAGAGCUAUUAAUGCCCAGCACCAUGACAGAGCAGGACUUCUGCAAGGAGCAAGGUGAGGUCAAACCCGAGCAAGCCUGCAUCACUAUUCACUAA